AUGUGUUGUCAUCUUUUUUUGUUAUUAGCGCCGUGCAUUCCAACAUUUGCGAGCACAUCAAUUAGACUUACGGCUGGCAAUGGACCGUAUGCAGUGGCAGCAGCUGAUAUCACUCAGGAUGGACGAUCUGAUAUCGUCCCCUCAAAUAGGACAGACGGCACCAUUUCGGUUUUCUUCAACACAGGUGCUGGCACAUUUGCAACUCCAGCAGUACUUGACAAUGGUCUGGUCGUUGUCACCAACCCCGAGGGUCUCACAAUCGCUGACGUAUUGGGUGCCGAUACCUUCCCCGAUAUUAUUGUAGCAAAUAGGGGUCAAGACAAUAUCCUUGUUUACCAGGGUACUGGUGCCGGCGUAUUUUCUGCCGCUCAGUCCAUAGCCCUUCCGGUCAUAGCCCCUCCGCUGACAGCCGCACCACGCGAUGUUGCAGUCUCUGAUCUCAAUGGUGAUAGCAGAAACGAUAUUGUUGUAGCAUGUAGUGAUGCAAACGUCCGUGUUUUACUAUACAAUAAUGUUGCUAACCCAUUUCCUGUGGCAUCACUCCUUGCACUUGGAGCUGGCGCUGUUGCGAGGUCUGUAGUACUAGCUAAUCUUGAUGGCAGGGACAGAGACGACAUUAUUGUUGCAAGCACUAUUGCAAACGAAGUUAGAACUUUUCGGAACGAUGGUAGGGGCGGAUUUGUGGCGUGGCGCCCUACCGAAACUGCUCCGGAAGGCCAGGGGCCGCAGUCGGUGGCAGCAGGUGACGUGAGUGGUGAUGGCUUCCCCGACGUUGUUGUUGCAUGUACCGAUUCAAGCAACAUUGGUAUUUCGCUUACUGAUGGCACAGGUAUAAUUGCUGAUCCGUUUUUUCUUACACCUGGUGUAGCACCACGCGCUGUGAGACUUGCAGAUAUCAAUAACGAUGGGAAACUUGACAUUCUCUAUACAAGCAACUCUGGUAACAGCUUUGGUUAUUUCCGCAAUACAGGCAAUAACAUAUUCGUUCACCAAGGACCCAUUGCGAUUCCUUAA
This is a messenger RNA of Rotaria sp. Silwood2, 1014 nucleotides long. The record is from the annotation of a GenBank genome assembly. Lineage: Eukaryota; Metazoa; Rotifera; Eurotatoria; Philodinida; Philodinidae.